CCACCAAACCCAAGAAUGGAUCCUCCACCACCCACCACCGCCCUCCACCACCAUUACCAAGACUCACUAGAAUCCUCCUCCGUCUCCUCCCCCACCAGCCGCCAGUGGGACGAAACUCUACCACCACCAAAACUCCGAAUGAUGUGCAGCUUCGGUGGACACAUCAUCCCUCGUCCCCACGACAAAUCCCUCUGUUACAUGGGCGGUGAAACCCGGAUUGUUGUCGCCGAUCGCCACACUUCACUUGCAGACCUUUGCUGCCGCCUCUCCACCACCCUCCUCAAUGGCCGCCAGUUCAGCCUCAAAUACCAGCUCCCAAGUGAAGAUCUUGAUUCACUUGUAUCUGUCUCCACCGAUGAAGAUCUGGAUAACAUGGUGGAAGAAUAUGAUCGGUUGAAUGCAUCUAAUCCCUCAGCAAAACCCGCUAGAUUGAGAUUAUUCUUGUUCCUAUCAAAACCCGAAACUGCAGCUUCCAUGGGAUCGUUACUUGACGAUGCAAAAUCUGAAACGUGGUUUGUUGAUGCAUUAAACGGCGCCGGACUGCUCCCUAGAGGGUUGUCGGAUUCUGCCACCAUUGAUAACUUACUUGAACAUAAAGAUGGGACAACUCAAGAGGAUAGAGAUAACUACACGGAAUCUGAGAUGCAACGUCGUCGUUUAGAUGUGCAGCUAAAUUUGCCGGAUUCUCCGUUGGUGGAAACAACGUCGUCGUUUGGAUCUAGCUCUUCAUCUCCUUCAAUGUCGAAUUUGCCGCCAAUCAAGGUGAGGGUGGAUCAGAUGAAUCAGAUGGCGGGACUGGAUGAGCAGUUGUCACAGUUGAAUGUGAAUGUUCUUCCGCCGCCUGUUCCUGUGAAUAACGUCGGCGGUUGGGCUGCUGUAGUGACAUCCGCCGGAGGUGGCACGACUGUUUCGGAUGAUGAGAGAUCCGAUCACGGAGCACUCAGUGGUGGGAUGAGGAAGCCGCCGUUGCCGCUUCAGCCUGUGCAAAGGAAGUUUGGUCAUGAUGCUUACAACUUGCCUUCGCCAGACUCGAAGCACGGUGGCGCGUAUGGAUUACACUCGCCUGAUUCCAUAGCCAGUGAUAGCAGCAUUGCAUCGGCAAACUGUCACUCGAAGUCCACAUUCACUCAAGAUCCAAACCCCUCGUUAACCAGAGACACCGGAACUCCACCAGCAACCACCCAACAAGUCUACUCCACCACCACCGCCGCCACCAUGUCCACCAUGAACUACCAAAUCCCAAUCCAACAAAUCCCUGAUUACGCUGACACACAACCACCGCCACCACAACAACAACAACUUAACCAAGAUCAACAACAACAAUUCUAUCAAACUCGACCACAUUACAUCCACAACCAGCCACCGCCACCCGGUUCAUCUUACUAUCCAGUCUACGCCCCACCACCACAAAUGGACCACCAACAAUACCCGCUCUACUUUCUCCCAGUAUCGCAAAACCACCAAUACGGUAUGCAAAUGCAGUCCAACCCACCGGAUGCCGCCACCAACCCCACCGCCAUUCCAUCUUCUGCCGCCGUCCCCCCACUUUACCCAACCAAAACCGCUGUCCAGAUGAGUACAACACCAGGGAUGAUUCAAAUCCCAAGCAACCAAUUCCAACAGCAGUAUGUGAAUGUCUCUCAAAUCCCUCAUCAUCCUCCUACACCAUUGCCGAAUUCGAGUGGUGGAAAGUACGGAUAUGAAUACGCCCACCCGACCCAAGACCAGGUUUAUUACUCGAACCACCACUCAGUGGCUGCACCGUUGCCUUCACAGUAUCAGACCAUGUCUCCGGCAUCAGCCAUGUUGUUGACGCAAGUGUCGCCGCCUCAGCAACCGACAUCGGAAAGUGCCAAACAGUAGUCGGAAUUGAGCCGGAGGGAAUCUCUAAAAUGGAAUUGAUUUGGGAAUAGAAAUGAAGAAACUAAUAUCAUCUUCGAUCGGUGGAAUAUGAUGGACGCCAAGGCUUAGGUGUGGCUUAUCUUAGGGCUCAUGAGGUGAUGUGUUUAAUAAUUUGAAAGUAUUGGUUUGGG
This is a messenger RNA of Lactuca virosa, 2033 nucleotides long. The record is from the annotation of a GenBank genome assembly. Lineage: Eukaryota; Viridiplantae; Streptophyta; Magnoliopsida; Asterales; Asteraceae.